Messenger RNA from Biomphalaria glabrata, 7239 nucleotides. Its product is annotated as sorting nexin-8-like. Bases 56 to 1606 code for a protein of 516 amino acids. Gene Ontology annotation, molecular function: phosphatidylinositol binding. Gene Ontology annotation, biological process: retrograde transport, endosome to Golgi. NCBI's taxonomy places the organism in Eukaryota, Metazoa, Mollusca, Gastropoda, Planorbidae. The record is from RefSeq and is a predicted model, not a curated record. The transcript is spliced from 14 exons.
UUUCCCUAUUUUUACAUGUUACUUCACAACAUUGUCACAUGACUUAUACAGCAAGAUGACAGCCGAUCUUGUUUUCGGCUCGAUUCCAUCCUUUUAUCGAGAAGUUUACGAUAUUGUUUGUCCAAAUCAAGAGCAAGUGGACCGCGAUCUGUUCGUUCAACUGUUGGUCAAAUCCAGCCUUCCUAAACAUGUUAUUAUGCAAAUUUGGGACCUGAUUGACACGCAACAAGGCUUUAUGACCCGAAAUGGUUUAUAUAAAGCUUUAGCAUUAACAGCUCUUGCUCAGCAGGGAAAGACUGUCAGUGAUAAGUUGCUGGAGACAUUUUCUGGUCAAGAAUUACCAAAACCAUCUCUAGGAGAUUUGUCCGACCUUAAAGCUGCAAGCUUAAAAAUACGUCGGGAGCGAAUGCCGAAUGUAUUGUGUUUUGACUUUAAGGAUCUGUGUGACAUUGACAGUAUCAAGUUAGAGCUGGUGCCAGAGAAAAAAGGCAUUAUUCUUAAACAUGUGGAAUAUGAGGUUACCAGCAAGCGACACAAAGCAACUGUCCUGCGCCGAUAUAAUGAUUUUGUUGCACUUCAUGAACUGCUAACAGCCAGAUUUGCAUAUAGAAUUAUCCCCAGACUUCCACCCAAAAAGCUUGGAGCUUCCAGAGAGUUCAUAGAGCAACGACGGAAGUGUUUGCGCAGAUAUUUAAAUAUUGUGGCCAGACAUCCUCAGAUGCAUGAUGACAAGUUAGUGAAAUUUUUCCUGACAUUUGCUGGAAAUGAUGUGCAGUAUAAAAUAAAAGAACAGUUCCGAGGGAUCCCUGAUGAGUUCAUGACAAGUGACAUGGCCAGUAAAGCAAAGGACUUGGUUCCCAUGGAUACACAACAGCAACUGGCUAUCAGCAAAGAGCAUAUCAAACUUAUUCACAGCAACGUGGCUAAGUUUAAAGAAAUAGCCGAGGGUCUGGUGUGCAGGUCUACAAACUAUGCUACAGACAUGCUACAGCUGGGGAGACAGUUCAGCAUUAUGAGCAACGAUACAACACCCAUUACAGCCUGGGCCACGGGGACUAGUAAAACCUGGGAACGACUGCAAAGAGGCUUCAGAAUACUAUCUGUUGACUUUGCUUCCAUUGCGGACAAAUCUUCUCAAGCGGCUAUAGAUGAAGAAGAAGGAGUUGUGGAGAAAUUAGCUUUCUUUGAAGAUCUCAUCUUGGCUUAUAAAGACUUGUGUGAAAGACACGAGAAGGGAGUCCUCCAUGAUCAUCAGAGAGCCAUACAGAAGAUGGGUCAGUACAAGAAAAAGAAAAUGUCUGCCACAGUUCAGAACUCAGACACAGUUGCUGUUGACCAGUUGGAACAAAAAAUUCUGGAGCAAGAAGGAGAAAUUGCUAACAUGGAGAAUCGUAACUUUUAUUCCCUGCAUUGUUUACAAAUGGAGACUCAGUUGAUCUACACGUAUCUGGACAUAUUCUAUGAAAUCGUUUCUUGUUUGGCUCGUGUGGAAAAGGAAACUGGCUCGGAGCUCUCCAGAAUUUGGUCAGCGAUGGAGCCAGCGGUCAGUACACUGUCCCCCAAUAAAGAAAUGAUAAACAGCAAGUACACAGGACUGAACCUCUAGCUGAAUGUGGGAUAACUCUACGAGAUGAUUUGUUUGAAAUGUUGGACACUUGUUAAUUAGAUCGCUAUGUUAUUUAAAGUCAUUUUUGAAUAUUGGAUUUAUGUUGUUACCCUUUCUCCAAACCCCCCCCCCCUUCCCCCCCCCUUAUAUAUUUUUCAAAGUCGUUAGUCUGGCAUUGUGUUAUGGUCCUUGGAAAUAUUCAUUAUAUGUUUGUAACUGUGUUGUUUUGUUUUGUGACCAACAGACUCUAGGGUUGUAUCAACUCAUUCAUGCAGUGUUUUGUUUUGUGACCAACAGACUCUAGGGUUGUAUCAACUCAUUCAUGCAGUGUUUUGUUUUGUGACCAACAGACUCUAGGGUUGUAUCAACUCAUUCAUGCAGUGUUUUGUUUUGUGACCAGCAUACUCUAGGGUUGUAUCAACUCCUUCGUACAGUGUUAUAAGAUAUCGUCUUGCUUGAGAAGUUGAUAUUUAGUCUUUGAUCCAUUCAUUCCUAUAACUUUGUGAUUUGUAAAUAUAUUGACUCUUUGUUCAAACUGUUGAAGACUGGACUGGGAAUGACACUGAAAUCUUUUUUUUUAAACAAUGGUUCUUGAUUACAGACUUUGUGUAGUGUGUCUACAAACUUUCCUGAUUACAAACAUUGUGUAGUGUGUCUACAAACUUUCCUGAUUGCAAACAUUGUGUAGUGUGUCUACAAACUUUCCUGAUUACAAACUUUGUGUAGUGUGUCUACAAACUUUCCUGAUUACAAACUUUGUUUAGUGUGUCUUCAAACUUUCCUGAUUACAAACAUUGUUUAGUGUGUCUACAAACUUUCCUGACUAGACUGUGUAGUGUGUCUACAAACUUUCCUGAUUACAGACUUUGUUUAGUGUGUCUACAAACUUUCCUGAUUACAAACUUUGUUUAGUGUGUCUACAAGAAAACUUUCCUGAUUACAGACUUUGUGUAGUGUGUCUACAAACUUUCCUGAUUACAGACUUUGUUCAGUGUGUCUACAAACAAACUUUCCUGAUUACAAACUUUGUUUAGUGUGAUACAAACAAACUAAACUUAGACUCUUCCUUCCCUUUGUUUGAUUUGUGUUUUUUUUCUUUUUUUUUCGUAAAGCCUUUAUUUGAUCAGAUCAUGUCAUGGAAGAAACUGAGUAUGUUUUUCUAAUAUGAUCACAGAACACACUAGUUAUUUUGUCCGUGUUUUAAUAUUACAUUAUAAAUACAUUGGCUAGAAAUCGACAUCGAUCUAGAUUUCUGGUUAGUUUAAUUAAGGGUGUCUUGCUCUUAAACUUCUCAACACUACAGUACAGAAAAAAAAAGUUACUUCUUAUAGAGUACUUUGAAAAAAAAAUAUUUUUAGAAUGAAAGUUUUAUGGGCCUGUACUAGUUAUAUUAAAAAAAAAUAUUCACAUUUGCAAAUUUGAAUUGGGGAUAUUUUAUAUAAGAAGUAGCUAUAUAUGACCAAUGCCCUUAGUUUGUGUAUCACUAAUCUAGUGCAUUGGAUUUAGAUUUAUGUAAAAUAUGGCAAUAUGCUCUUUUAACUCUUAAUUUUCACAUGAAAGUGUAAGUGACUAUGCAAAAUUGGGUUUGUUCAAAAGUUUUGUUCUUCAAUAGAGAUAAAUUUCUGUAACUUUUAAAAAUUUCUAGCGCCUUUUUGUUGUGGAAGAGAUAUUUUACAUUCACUAUGACCAUGAUUUAAGGAACAUUUAUGCCAAAUUUUAUUAAGAUUGGUCAAACGGUUUUGAUUUCCAUAAGUGACAUUUAUACAUCCAUACUCCUGACAGUGUGCUUUAUAUAUUAGAUUGUGAUUUGUUGCAUCAAUUGAUGUUAGUCGGAUGGCUGCCUGGUCGUGCGGUUUGCGCGCUGGACUGUCGUUCAGAAUUAUCGAUGGUCCAGGGUUCAAACCCUGCCCGCUCCCAUCCCCCGUCGUCCUGCGGGAGGUUUGGACUAGGAAGUAAUUAUAUUCAACUCUGAAGGAACAUCCGAAACAUGUAUAACAUUUUUUACAAGUUGAUGAUGAAAUAGUUUUCUCGUUGCAUUGAAAUAGUUUCUAAUUGCUUUCUCACUGACUUGUUCUUACGCGACAGUGAACAAACUACACAUCUGGUGUUACCAUGUGCCUGGUGGUCUGUUACUGGUGGUACAACUUUAUGUGCUAAACUUGUAGGCAUGUCAGUAUAGUCCACAAUUAGAAGAGCUGCUGUCGCUUUUAUAAGCAGUGCCUGUUGCAUCUAAACUAUGUAUCAUUCAAACUUGCUAAGUCAUUCAUCAGAGAAAUGUACACGUUCAUUUAGGGACUAAAUUAUUAAGAGUUUUCUCCAAUCUGGGCAGGAAACUAAAUUAAGACUGUUUUGAAUCUUUCGUGACAUAUGUAUCAGGUUAUGCUUUCAUCUAUAAACUAGUUGAUAAUUGUGAUAAUAAUGUUUGUUUUAUUUAGAUUUAUAUUUUUCACACUGUUGAUAUAUACUGUGAUUGUAUUUUAUUCCUAUGAAAAGAUGAUUGCAUUUGAUAAAAGAUGAUUGUAUUUGAUAUUUUUCCAAAACUUAUGAUUCUCUUUCUGCUUCUGUUGCCAACUGCUGGACUGUGUCUAAAGGCAGGGAUGUUGAUAUAUAUUUUUUAAAAGUAAAGUACCCCAUUCAGGUCUUGCAAUCUAUAGGGCAGAUGAGGGUAUGAUAUGACCAGCAUAGUGACCAACUGACUUUUCUUUCCCCAACUCAUGUCAGGUACCCAUCAGACUUGUAUGGGCUCACCAACUGACUUUUCUUUACCCAACUCAUGUCAGGUACCCAUCAGACUUGUGUAGUCUCACCAACUGACCUUUCUUUACCCAACUCAUGUCAGGUACCCAUCAGACUUGUGUAGUCUCACCAACUGACCUUUCUUUACCCAACUCAUGUCAGGUACCCAUCAGACUUGUAUGGGCUCACCAACUGACCUUUCUUUACCCAACUCAUGUCUGGUAUCCAUUAGAGUUGUAUGGACUUGAUGAGAAACCGAAAUCCCAAUCUUCACCAUAAUUCGAACCCUGGACUCCCCAAUUCAGAAGCCUAGCGCUUUACCACUCAGCCACCAUGCCCCAAAUGUUGAUUUUAAUUACCCUCACUUCUAGACCACAUCAUUAAAGAACAUUGAUGUCAAUUGAGAUUUGGGGAAGUGGCAUGAUUGACACAGGCCUUCAGGUUAAGUUUUGUUUCCAGGUGACAACUUUUUGUUUUAGAGUUAGCAAAAAAAAAGGAGACUUGGUUGCCUUUCUGUAUUGUAUAAUUUGAACUUAACAACUAAUUUAACUUGGCUUAAUUCUUUUUAAAUUAUCUAAAAGAUUUGUUUAAUUAUUUUGUUCUUGAGCUAAGUGAUGCCACUGUCAAUUAUUUCACUGACUUGAUCUCGACACAUCCAAGUGCCAUAUUAAUGCUCAUUUUGUUGACAUUAUUUUCUGUUUCAGCUUGAUUUUAGUUGGCAGCCUUAGAUCUAAAUGUUCUUAUUUCAGUUAUUUUUUCUUAUGGCAUAAUAUCAAAAGUUUUGACCAUCAUAAUUAGUGUUGCCAACUGCUUGAUGUUUCGUGGUAAAUUUGUUUUUCAGUGCAUUGUUACAGGAAUAAAAAAUAACAGUAGUUGGCAAUGCAGCACAAAAAAGCACCAAUUAAUGGCCUUGUACUUGUACAUAAUAAUUGUCACUGCCUGCAGACAUUGUUAUGGGAGGAAGGUAAACAAAAGUUCUCUUGAUUUGAACUUCUGAAAAACAUAUUCCAAUUCCUAUGGCUUUUUAUUUAAACUAAACACUUGAAUCCUUUAUAGUCACUAAGAAAAAUUUUUUUUCCUGGAUUCAGAAUAACUGUUACAUUAUUUCAAUAUUUUAUUCAUACUUUGUACCUAGUGUUAUGUUACAUUGAUAUUUGAUCCGUAGCCUGGCCUACUCAAAGAACUUGUACACUCCAAACUGGCUUCAUUGAGUUAUUUAAUACACAUAAUCUUCAGCUGUUACUGUGUCUACAUUUACUGUCUUAGACACAUGACAUACUCAGACUUGGUUUUCAUUCUGAGGCCAAAUGUUUUUUUCUUACAUUGGAUAGUUAAUUUAUUUUAUGUAAUAAAUCACUCAACAUACAUGUAAACUAUUUUUUUUUCCUUAGAGAGUUGAAUUGAAUGAAAGUUUGUGCAAACAUGAAUAUUGUUAGAUAUGUAAUGAGAAAUAAAAUGUGAUCAACUUUUUUUUAAAGUCCUGUCAAAGAUCACUUAGUACAUCAUCUUUGUAGCCCCUUCCUUCUACUGACUGGUCCAGUCAGUCUUCAUAUCUGAUAGUCUUAAUCACCAAGGAGUCUAACAUUGUAUUAUUUUUAAUUUACUAGCAGACGUGAUCAUGUCUUCCAUUGUUUUGUUUUUUUAGUUGUACAAAUUUUCAUAUCAUCCUCACUGUUGUACACAUCAUUCUCCCCAAUCCAAUAUUUCAAACCUCAAGGUUGUUAAUGGAAUUGUUUUACCAGCAUUUAACUUGGCAGUGAUUCUAGUCCUUGACCAAAUGACAGUUUUUUUGUUUCGUAAAAACAAGUUAAACAUCAGGAUAAGUGCUACAUAGAUAUCACAUAAUGUAGAUUUCUUUACCACUUGGGAUACUCAUCUGAAUCAAAUAUUUAUUUUUACGUAUUUAUUUUUUUCUAAUGGCCUUCUAUUUAACUUGGAAUUAUUUAUAAAGCCAUUGUCAGGCACUAAUAACAGUAUGUUUUGAUGUGAUAUACUUGUUAGUUUUCAUUGUGGCUAUGUAUGAUAUGUAGACCAUAAAAUGUUAUGUUUUGAAGUAUACAUUUUUAUGAUAUCCUUUACAGUCUUUGGACAUUUUUUUUUCUCCCCAGUUAUUUGUCAGUUUAUUUUGUAUACAUCUUUUUCUCCAUGCAUUAAUUAAAGCUCAGAAUAUGAAGCUCUCUAAUCCAGGGUCAGUCCCAUCUACAGUUGUUCUUACAGUCUUUAUAUAAACACUUAACAGAACUAAUAAUAAGGCUUGCCUUCAAGUCCAAAUAUUAAAUGUGGCUUAUAAAGAAAUACAAAGUUUUACGAUACACAGGAACAAGGUUAUGUAUUAACAUUUCUUAAUCAUUUUAGGGAUCAUGUCUUAUAGGCAAGUGUUUGUGAAGUAUUGCCUCAGUAUCGCAUCCAUUUUCACACUCAUAUCAAUUUAGUUUCCUUAUUAAAUGUCUUGAAUCCAUAUACUGGGCAAAGGUUUGUUUAUUUUGAGAUGUAUUAUACACUUCAAGUUAUUCCUGAAAUUUAUAUCUGUACUUCUAAGGUAUCUUACAUUUCUAGUUGAAGAUAUUUGAAAUGAACUUGCUUCACUCAUCAACUUUUUGAACCUCUUCAACCAGCUGCCUGUACCUUCAAUAAACUAGACUGACAACUGCUCAUUAAUUCAAUCUAUACUAGGAUUAACUCUCUUCCCACUAGUUUUGUUUAGGAGCAGUAAGAAUGCCAUUGAUAUUUGGGUAGGGCCAACUGGUUUGAUGUAUGUUCUUAUGGUGGUGGUGAGACUAUUUCCUGUUUUUUAAGUAACCUUGUGUCCAGAUUGGGCAGCUAGACAUGAAUGUAUCAGAUCAUAUAUCAAUUUGUUUUUAAGAUGACUUUCACUAAUAAAUUGUUUUGGAUUUUUA